ACCAGCCUCAGUAAGGUAAACGAUCGCCAAUCAAGAUGGAUGUACUCUCGGCUGUGGGAAUCUGUGCGUUAGUGCUGUGGAGCUACGACACGUUCAAAUCAUUGGUCGGUAUCUGUUGGGGCCUGUGUAAGCAGCAGUGGACAGUUGGAUGUGACUACGUGCAACGCUACGGAAAAUGGGCUGUUAUCACCGGAGGCUCAGAUGGAAUCGGACGGCAGUAUGCGAUGUUCUUUGCCCGACAAGGUCUCAACAUCGUGAUCAUCGCGAUGCCAGAUGAAAAAUUAGCCAAAACCGUUCAGGAAAUUGAAGAGAAAUUCAAAGUGCAAGUCAGGUCAAUUCCAGUCGAUUUUUCUAAGGCAUACGAAGUGUACAACUACCUUAAGGAAAAAAUUGCUGACCUUGAGAUCGGUGUUCUAGUGAACAACGUCGGUACCGGUCAGUGUUACGCCACCUACUUCGAGGCUGACUCGAUUGACGGUCAUCAGCGUGUGGUCAAUGUAAACAUCAAUGCAGUCGUGAUGAUGAGUCACAUAGUGCUCCCUCAGAUGAAGCAGCGUCUCCGCGGUUUGGUGAUCAACAUUUCCUCUGCCUUCGGACUAACGCCAGUGCCUACUGUGUUGAUAUACGGUGCAUCCAAGGCGUUCAUGUUGAGCUUCAGUCUAGCCAUGCGGGAAGAGUUGCGUCCGUUCGGAGUGGAAUGUCAAACCGUUACACCGUAUUUUGUGAAAACCACCUUGACCGGACAGUUUGCAAUGACAAAAUUAGGUUGGCUGGUUUGUGCCAAUUUGGAAAGUUUUACCAAAUUUCUUACUAUGACAAUCGGAAAGACGGCUCAGACGACCGGAUAUUGGGUGCAUGGAUGGCACGUUACGAUUGUGAAAUUAUUACCAACGGAUUUGGUUUGCAGAAUGUAUCAUUUAUUAGGAAAAUUUCGAAUCAAUGAGAAUAAACUGAAGGGAAAAUAAUCGCCAAAAACAAAACUCGAUAUGAUUCCACUCAAAGAACGCCACCGCAAAAUGCAUUCAAAAUGUGCAGUUUUGAAAUCACCAGCUACUGCACAAUCGUGCCUUUCAAAUUACAUUUCACAAAAGACGCCACAAACGGGUAAAUAAUUGAACGAUUAUCAACGGAUGCACGUUCAACAUCAGCCCCAUCCGAUAUGAAUGCAUCUGCGCGCAGCCAGGACAUGGGGCCACUCUUCAUUUCCAUAUUUCCUGGUAGAGCACCUCCAAAGCAAUGAAACGUAUGCAAACCGGAUAAUAGCAUAAAGCGAAAAUUGCAGCUUUUGUGCAAAUUGCAAAAACGUGAUUAGCGCACAAGCUCGCACACACUUUGCCACGCAGACCAGGAAAGAUGCGUUUUUCCGCGU
Ochlerotatus camptorhynchus is the source of this 1369-nucleotide messenger RNA. RefSeq names its product very-long-chain 3-oxoacyl-CoA reductase-like. Bases 36 to 965 code for a protein of 309 amino acids. Gene Ontology annotation, molecular function: oxidoreductase activity. Lineage: Eukaryota; Metazoa; Arthropoda; Insecta; Diptera; Culicidae. The transcript is spliced from 4 exons. Gene Ontology annotation, cellular component: endoplasmic reticulum. The record is from RefSeq and is a predicted model, not a curated record.